AUGCUGUACUUCCUGAUCCUUGCCCUGGGGCUCCUUGGUCUGCUUGGUCCUGCGACGUCUACGCAUCAUCCAGAUGACCAGUUCCCACUCCUUCGCCACGCCACUGGCAGAAAUGUCAGUGUCGCCUUGUUCUCCGAGCUGGAAGAACUCGCCAGGAUUGUUGAUAUAUCCUACUGCGUUGGUCUGACGAGCUUCGGAAUAUCAAAACCCUUCAGAUGUCUGUCGCGAUGCACGGACUUUCCGCAGUUUGAGCUGGUCACCACAUGGAAUACUGGGCCUCUUCUCUCCGAUUCUUGCGGCUAUAUCGCGCUCGAUCAUGGCAAGCAGAGGAUCAUCGUCGCCUUCCGUGGGACGUAUAGCAUUGCCAAUACGAUCGUGGACCUGAGUACUGUGCCGCAAAAGUACGAGCCUUACCCGGGCGAAGGUGAUGGAGGAGAUGCGACGGCUGCGGUAGACGUGUCGAAGGACAUACUUCAGGGCAUCAAAGGUCCAUUCAAACGAGCUCUGCCAACUCCGAGCGAACCCAAGUGCUUGAAUUGUACCGUUCACUACGGCUUCCACAGCAGCUGGCUCAAUACACGCAAGCGAAUCCUAGUUGACCUGCAGGAACAGAUCUUUCUGUAUCCGAACUACAAGCUGAAUCUGGUCGGUCACAGUCUAGGCGGUGCCGUUGCUGCUCUCGCAGGUCUGGACUUCCUAGCCCGUGGAUGGGCUCCUACGGUAACAACAUUCGGCGAGCCUCGCCUUGGGAAUAUCAAUCUCGUCAAUUACAUUGACGACCGUUUCAAUCUCACAUCCGCAGCUCCUGAGCAGGAUACUGAAAUCAGGUACCGCAGGGUAACACACGUUGAUGACCCCGUACCACUACUGCCACUUACUGAAUGGGGCUACGCCAUGCAUGCAGGUGAGAUCUAUAUCUCGAAGCCGGAUCUAUCUCCCGAUAUCACGGACGUGGAAAUGUGCAACGGCGACGUUGACCCUGGCUGUAUAGCCGGGCAAGACUCCACAGCUUCCAGCCAGAACCCGAACCAUGGUAUAGUGACGCCACAGGGUCUGAGGAGAGACAUGAACACAAACGCGCACAAGCGAGAUCUCUUGCAAUCCGUCAAGGGCGAGAUUCACGAAGCUCGUACGGAGCCACGGGGCAUACCAUCGCGGUACAAGCUGUGGCAGCUAUUCUUCGCGCACAGAGAUUACUUCUGGAGAUUAGGUCUUUGUGUCCCAGGUGGCGAUCCUUUGGGUGGCGGAAGCAAGUACGAGCAUGCCAAAGAAGAUCUGUGA
This is a messenger RNA of Fulvia fulva, 1281 nucleotides long. Its product is annotated as Lipase A. Bases 1 to 1281 code for a protein of 426 amino acids. The transcript has a single exon. NCBI's taxonomy places the organism in Eukaryota, Fungi, Ascomycota, Dothideomycetes, Mycosphaerellales, Mycosphaerellaceae. Gene Ontology annotation, biological process: lipid metabolic process. The record is from RefSeq and is a predicted model, not a curated record.